Messenger RNA from Paramecium primaurelia, 443 nucleotides. Lineage: Eukaryota; Ciliophora; Oligohymenophorea; Peniculida; Parameciidae. The record is from the annotation of a GenBank genome assembly.
AUGAAUAGCUUAACUCAAAAAUAAGAACAAGAAGCAUUCGAAACAAUAUGUAAAGUUCAUAAUCAAGAAUUAAUUGCAGUUGAUCUAGACUUAUCAGAUAAAGCAUAAAUAUAAUUCUUUUGUGGCAAAUGUUUAGUUGAGAAAAUUAAUAACUAUUAAGUGACCACUAUUGAAUAAUCAAAGGAGAGAAUCUAAUAAAUUAAAAUUUAAUAAAAAGAUAUCAAAUCUAAAGAGAAUCAAGCAAGACUCAACUAUUAUAACAACAUUUUAGAUCAAAUUAUGGAUUUCAAAUAAUCCAUUGAUGAUUCUUUGGAGAAGAUGUAUAAAUAAAUAUAAUAAUACAUAUUCCCAAUUUAAAAAGAAAAAUAAGAAUUAUAAGAAUAUGAAUAAUAACUAAAUUACUUUGAGGAUAUAAAAUAAUUAUCUGAAUUGUAUUCUUAAGA